GCGGAGAUAAAGCCCAUGGUAUAUAUAUUGCACAUCUUCUGUGUGCGGAGCGCAAAGCACCUUCUGAAGACCACGUCCUCACAGCUCUAAGAGAAGCGUACUUUGGAAGCAAUGGCAGACGCUAACUUUAAAAAGGAGUUCCUGGAGGCCCAUAACCAGUACAGGAAGCAGCAUCAAGCCCCGGAGCUGACGUACAGCGCCGAGCUGUGCAGCGCUGCUCAGACCUGGGCAGAUCACCUGCUGAGCAUAAAGUCACUGGGCCACAGUGACACGGAAAAUGGGGAGAAUGUGUUUUAUUCCUUCAGUUCCGCCAAAAAGACUCCCAAAGGGAACGAGGCUGUGGACAGCUGGUACAGUGAGAUCAAGGACUAUAAAUUUAGCUCACCAGGACAUCAGCAAAAUACAGGGCAUUUCACCCAGGUUGUGUGGAAAUCAUCCACCGAGCUCGGAGUAGGCCUGGCUACUGAUGGAAACAAGGUUUUUGUUGUUGGUCAAUACAAACCUGCCGGAAAUAUAACCAAUGAUGGUUACUAUGACAAAAAUGUCCUACCUAAAUCUAAGUAAUGAUGGCUUUCUUUUUCUUAUUGGAUUUGUUUAUUGCUUAAAGUAAACAUUUAUGAUUUAGCAGAUGCUUUUAAUUCGAAGUGACUUACAGUACGUCACCAUAACCGCUUUAAAUGGGAAGGACAGUCAUGUAAUACAUUGUGAUCAAAUCCUGCAUAUGCUAAUAAAAUAAUGGAUCAUUGCAUCAUAA
Messenger RNA from Puntigrus tetrazona (Sumatra barb), 754 nucleotides. Its product is annotated as Golgi-associated plant pathogenesis-related protein 1. The coding region runs from base 112 to 564 and encodes 150 amino acids. Lineage: Eukaryota; Metazoa; Chordata; Actinopteri; Cypriniformes; Cyprinidae. Gene Ontology annotation, cellular component: extracellular region. The record is from RefSeq and is a predicted model, not a curated record. The transcript has 5 exons.